CACCAGCUCCCCUCUCGGUUCCAGCCGCUCGGCCCGGACGUUUCCCACCAUGGAGCUCCGCUCCGCGCUCUUCCUCCUCUGCCUCGCCGCGCCGCUCUGCAGGUCGGACUUCAGCUCCGGAACCCCGCUGGAGCCCUAUGACUUCCUCUUCGACGCGGCCGUGGAAGCCUACUAUAAGGCGGACUGGCUGUCGGUCAUCCUGAACAUGGAGAAGGCGCUCAAGAACAAAGCCACGGUCCAGAGAGUGAAGGCUGACUGCCGGCUGAGCUGCGCCAACCAGACCGCCUACGGGGAGCCGCUAGCCGGGUUGGGAGUCCCCGUUCCAGGAGCUGGGUCCGUGGAGGAUCUGGGCUUUUUCCAGAAAAUCCUCAAACGGGCUGACUGCGUGAACUCCUGCGAAACCGAGAAGCUCGGUUCGCCAACUUUGCACCUCGUCAGCCAGGAAGUGGAGCUGGAGUUCAAGAAGAGGACCCCUUACAACUACCUCCAAGUGGCCUAUUUCAAGAUCAAUAAACUGGACAAGGCAGUGGCGGCUGCCAACACAUUCUUUCUGGCCAACCCAGACCAUGUGGAAAUGAAACAGAACCUCGACUACUACAGGAUGAUGGCGGGGGUUCAGGAGGAGGACUUCAGAGAUUUGGAGGCGAGCCCCCACAUGGCUGAGUUUCUCCUGGGGAAAAAGUACUACAGCGACGACUCUUUUGGCCUGGCGGCUGCGCAUUUCGAAGCAGCUCUAGAUGAAUACUUCACAGCUGAUAAGGAGUGCAGAGUUCUGUGUGAGGGAGCUUACCGCUAUGAUGGAUACAACUACAUGGAGUACAGUGCAGACCUGUUCCAGACCAUGACAGACCACUACAUACAGGCCCUGAACUGUAAGCAGCACUGCACUGUGGAACUGGCCUCGGCUCCUGGCAGAGACAAACCCUUUGAAGACUUUCUACCUUCACACUUCAACUACCUGCAAUUUUCCUACUACAACAGUGAAAAGUAUGAGAAGGCUAUAGAGUGCGCUAAGACUUACCUGCUCUUCCACCCAGACGAUGAAGUGAUGAACCAGAACCUGAAUUAUUAUUCUGCUGUGCUGGGCGAAGACAAGGCAAAAACCAUAACAGCCCGUCAGGUGGUCAAACAGCACAUCCAGCACUCCUUACUUGAGAAGGAGCUGCUCUACUUUGGCUACGAAGCCUUUGGGAUCACCUUUGUAGAUCCGGACACAUGGACACCUGAGGACGUCAUGCCAAAGAAGUUAAGAGACAAACAGAAGGCGGAGAGGGAAACUGCAGCACGCAUCACUGAGGAAAUAGGAAACCUGAUGAAGGAGAUUGAGGUUUUGGUGGAAGAGAAGAAGAAGGACUCUACAGAAAUGGCCAAGAUCAUUGUCCCGCAGGAAGGGGGCGCUGUGUUGUAUGACGACAUCAAGGUGACCAUGACGUCGAAGCAGCUGAACGGCUCUCAGCGGGUGCUGCUGGACAAAGUGAUCAGUGAUGAUGAAUGCAGAGAGCUGCAGCGCCUCUCUAACGCAGCUGCUCUGAAAGGCGACGGCUAUAGGGGGCGCCCUUCGCCACACACGCCCAGUGAGACGUUCCAGGGAGUUACUGUCCUGAAGGCUGUUAAGUUUGGACAGGAAGGAAAGGUUCCUCUGAAGAGCAGCCGCCUCUUCUUUGACAGCAGCGAGAAAGUCAGGAAGGUGUUGGAGUCGUACUUCCGCCUGGAAACGCCGCUCUACUUCUCUUACUCUCACUUGGUGUGUCGAUCGGCCAUUGAAGAGAAGCAGGAAGGUCGGACGGACUUGAGCCAUCCUGUUCACGUGGACAACUGUGUGCUGGUCUCUGACGUCAAUGAGUGUGUAAAAGAACCUCCUGCAUACACACACAGAGACUACAGUGCCAUCCUGUAUCUGAAUGAUGACUUCGAGGGGGGGGAGUUUAUUUUCACUGAGCUGGACGCCAAAACUGUCACGGCGGAGGUGCGGCCACAGUGCGGCCGUGUCGUCGGGUUUGGAGCUGGGAAGGAAAACCCUCAUGGUGUCAGAGCCAUCACCAAAGGUCAAAGGUGUGCAGUCGCGCUGUGGUUUACUCUGAAUCCUUCUCACGAGGAAAAGGAGAGAAUUCAGGCUCAGGAAUUGCUGAAGAUGUUUUCCACUCCUGUGAAUGCAGAGUUCAGUCCACAGGAGGUCAACGCAAAAUCUCAGAAGGUCACAGAAGAGUCUCCAAAGGUCACAGAAGAGUCUCCAAAGGUCACAGAAGAGUCUCCGAAGGUCACAGAAGAUUCUCCAAAGGUCACAAAAGAGUCUCCGAAGGUCACAGAAGAGUCUUCAAAGGUCACAGGAGAGUCUCCGAAGGUCACAGAAGAGUCUUCAAAGGUCACAGGAGAGUCUCCGAAGGUUACAGAAGAGUCUUCAAAGGUCACAGAAGAGUCUUCAAAGGUCACAGAAGCGUCUCCAAAGGUCACAGAAGAGUCUCCAAAGGUCACAGAAGAGUCUCAGAAGGUCACAGAAGAGUCUCAGAAGGUUACAAAAGAGUCUCCAAAGGUCAUAGAAGAGUCUUCAAAGGUCACAGGAGAGUCUCCGAAGGUUACAGAAGAGUCUUCAAAGGUCACAGAAGAGUCUUCAAAGGUCACAGAAGCGUCUCCAAAGGUCACAGAAGAGUCUCCAAAGGUCACAGAAGAGUCUCAGAAGGUCACAGAAGAGUCUCAGAAGGUUACAAAAGAGUCUCCAAAGGUCAUAGAAGAGUCUUCAAAGGUCAUAGAAGAGUCUCAGAAGGUUACAGAAGCCCCUCCACAGGCCCAACAGGAGCAAGCAGAGAAAAAACAAAACACUGCACCAUCAAAACAGAAGCUGGACGCACCAGCCGACCUGCCGAACGACACGGCAAAACCAGCUGCCAAAACAGCAGGCAAGACAUCAGCUAAGACCAAAACUGCUCCUACAGCACAGACCAAAGCAGGAAGCCCGGCGAAGGCCAAACCAGCAGCCAAAGUUAAAACUGCAACUAAAAAGGACGAAAAGCAGAAAACUCAAGCAAAGCAGGAGAAUAAAAAGAAACCAAAACCUGCCGCAAAACAGACAGGCAAAGCCUCCUCUAAGAAGAACUCUGCAUCAGACUCUCAGAGCAGCAAGGAUGAGCUGUGAUCUUUAGGGCCUAAUUUCUGGAGGCAAAACAAACAAUAAUAGUUCAUUUUUCAAAUGUUAUUUGCUGAAAAUGUGCCCAAUUUGUUAAGCACAUUCCAACAGGAAGAUUUUUACUGUCAUGAAAUAUUCUUAUGCGAGACGAGUGCUGUGACUGAGUUUUUAAAAUAAAAAACAAGGUUGAAACAAGUCAUAA
Messenger RNA from Oryzias latipes (Japanese medaka), 3323 nucleotides. It is a transcript of the gene p3h1, whose product is annotated as prolyl 3-hydroxylase 1. The record is from RefSeq and is a predicted model, not a curated record. Gene Ontology annotation, molecular function: iron ion binding; procollagen-proline 3-dioxygenase activity; L-ascorbic acid binding. Lineage: Eukaryota; Metazoa; Chordata; Actinopteri; Beloniformes; Adrianichthyidae. Gene Ontology annotation, biological process: collagen metabolic process. Gene Ontology annotation, cellular component: endoplasmic reticulum.